UAGAAAAUGAGUGACACUGAUGAUGAUGUACCUCAGCUCUCAUCCCAAGCCUUAGCUGCUCUACAGGAGUUCUACAUCGAGCAGCAGCAGAAAAAUGACAUUAAGACAACAGAAAGAUGUUCCGACUAUUCUCUGGGCUCAAUAGAAGAGAACUGGAAACUGAGCCAGUUUUGGUAUGAUUCUGAAACUGCACUCCGUUUGGCUAAUGAGGCUAUACAGGCUGUUGGAAAAGGUGGCAGGAUAGCAUGUGUUAGCGCACCCAGUGUUUAUCAAAAACUGAAAGAGCUGGAUAGCAAGGAUUUUUCAACAUGUAUAUUGGAAUAUGACCAAAGAUUUUCUGUGUAUGGAGAUGAAUAUGUUUUCUACGAUUACAACAAUCCUUUGAAACUGCCAGAAAAUCUCACAGCGCACAGUUUUGACAUAGUUCUAGCAGAUCCGCCCUACUUAUCUGAAGAAUGCCUCAGAAAAACAGCCGAUACCAUCAGAUACUUAACUAAAGGAAAGAUUCUGCUUUGUACAGGUGCAACCAUGGAGGAACAAGCUGCAAAAUAUCUUGGAGUGAGGAUGUGCAAGUUUCUUCCGAAACAUACUCGACACUUAGCCAAUGAAUUUAGAUGUUAUGUGAAUUAUGAUUCUGGACUAGAUUCUGAAUUUGUGUACUGACAUAAAGAACUGGUAAAUUUCAGUG
Molecule: messenger RNA, 688 nt
Organism: Euleptes europaea (tarantolino)
Lineage: Eukaryota; Metazoa; Chordata; Lepidosauria; Squamata; Sphaerodactylidae
Gene: EEF1AKMT1
Product: EEF1A lysine methyltransferase 1
Exons: 4
Coding region: 7-663 (218 amino acids)
Biological process (GO): methylation
Molecular function (GO): protein-lysine N-methyltransferase activity; nucleic acid binding
Source: RefSeq, a predicted model, not a curated record